Molecule: messenger RNA, 459 nt
Organism: Didymodactylos carnosus
Lineage: Eukaryota; Metazoa; Rotifera; Eurotatoria; Philodinida; Philodinidae
Source: the annotation of a GenBank genome assembly
AUGAAUAUAAGGCAUAAAACUGGUGAUCAGGAUUCUAAUAGUUUAAUUAAUAAUAAAAGUCACAAUUAUGGGUCGAUAAAAGAUCGCGAACAACAAAAAUUAUCACCAUUGUAUAGAAUACUCAAGCCUCUGAUUAGUUAUUGCAGUCAAUUUAGUAGUAAUAAGUACACAAAAUUUGAUAACAACGAAAAAAAACAAAUAAACAAAAGAGAAACAAUAAGUGUCUAUAAUUUGUUUCGUUAUGCUGAUCAUUUAGAUCGCAUAUUACUUAUCUCAGCUGUUGGUGCAUCAAUUAUGCAUGGUAUCUGUUAUGCCGCUUAUUAUCUUCUAUUUGGCCAGAUAGUUUCAACGUUUGCAUCCUAUGUUAAUCCAACAUCGUCGGAUUUAAAUAAUGAAGAGUUACGUGGAACACAAAAAAUCGAAUCAAGACGAAUGAAUGGUUUUCGUUAUCCUACGUAA